AUGUUAUAUCACUCUCAAUCCAAGAUCAGGAUACUGAUCAGCCUGUUUCUGACCACGCAGGCCGCUGUUCCCUCUUCCACGUAUGUCGGACGGGGCACCUCGCCGGACCCAAAUGAUAAUAUCACUGUUUCCAUCAACGUGCCCAGCGACAACUCCAACUCUCUCUUCUUCCACUUUUCGGCGCCUGCAGACCAGACAUGGGCGGCCUUCGGCCUGGGCUCUCAGAUGGCGGGGGCGUUGAUCUUUGUUACAUAUGCAUCGGAGAACGGGAAGAAUGUCACGGUCAGCCCUCGCCUAGGAAAGGGCCAUGUCAUGCCCCAACACACCUCGGACGUCCAGGUGGACGUUCUGAGUGGCAGUGGUAUCAUUGACGGAUCUUUCGUUGUCAAUGCGAAAUGCUCCAAUUGCCGAAACUGGAGUGGCGGCAACGUCAACAUUGACAGCACAAAACAGUCCAUGAUCUGGGCUGUUGGUCCAACAGGCACCCUGAACUCCAACGAUGACAACGCGCAAAUCAGACAGCAUGAGGGCUACAACUUCUUCGAUCUCGACUUCAAGGCUGCAACAGGUACUGGCGGCGUCCCGGUCGUGAGCGCUUCUUCGGACACUGUGGUUGGUGGCGGUGCCAUUGGUGGUGGUCACUUCCGUGGCGCUACUGGUUUCCACGCCUUCCUCAUGGUGGCCGCCUUCUUGAUCGUCUUUCCUGGAGGAUACCUGUUCCUUCGCGUGUUCGAGAAGGUGUGGCUUCACUGGGGUGUCCAGUCGCUGGCCUUGCUCAUGACAAUUCUUGGUAUGGGCGUUGGAAUUGCUCUUAGCAAACGAAACAACAUUUCUCCUAAUCUGACUGCUGGCCAUCAAAUCCUCGGCUUCGUCGUUGUCGGUCUUGGGCUUGUUACAUGGGUUGUCGGGCUAGUUGGGCAUCGCAUUUACAAGAAGACGAAGCAGCCCGCCAAGGUCAUGAAGGGGCAUCGUGUGCUGGGUCCUGCGACAAUCACCCUGGGUCUGGCCAACUGUAUCGUUGGUUUCCGGUUUGCCGACAACACCCGCGGCACUAUCAUCUUUGCCAUCGCGAUGGUCAUCAUGUUCAUUUUCGUCGGGACUGUCACCUUUUUCAAGCGACGCCAGCAACAGCGAAAAGCGCCCAUGAAUACGCCAGCAGCGGCCAACUUCCGCGAGGGCCAGCAAUCCGAGCCGCCCAACUAUACGGGAGAGGCGCCGUUACCCCUGUACGGCCAGGGCGGCAUCCCCCUGCAGAGCUAUGCGAACAACCAGGCUCCCCCGGUGUAUCGCUAG
This is a messenger RNA of Fonsecaea nubica, 1293 nucleotides long. RefSeq lists its product as hypothetical. The coding region runs from base 1 to 1293 and encodes 430 amino acids. NCBI's taxonomy places the organism in Eukaryota, Fungi, Ascomycota, Eurotiomycetes, Chaetothyriales, Herpotrichiellaceae. The record is from RefSeq and is a predicted model, not a curated record. The transcript is spliced from 3 exons.